AUGACAUCCGCAGGAUCUCGUCAUACUCGUUCUCGUGUCCGAUCAAAGCGACGGCUUCUCCGGCACACUGCCCAGCAACUAAAGCCCGGGUGUCAAACACCAAACAUGGCAGGGCCGGCCCAGUCACUAAAUUCUUGGAGUGGCAAACUGAACCGACGCAAACUCAGUGUCAUGUCCGUUGUGGAGGUUACCAAUGAGGGCAGUCAACGGCUGCGCGCAGCUCGUGCGUUUCUCCGUGGAGCGAGUGGGGUCGAAGGGCGAGGGUUCGGGGUCUUUGGUGCUCCCCUCCCGUUGACCUAUUUUCUCAAGGCUUCUCUGAUGCUCCCCUAG
This is a messenger RNA of Pyrenophora tritici-repentis Pt-1C-BFP, 330 nucleotides long. The record is from RefSeq and is a predicted model, not a curated record. Lineage: Eukaryota; Fungi; Ascomycota; Dothideomycetes; Pleosporales; Pleosporaceae.